Molecule: messenger RNA, 474 nt
Organism: Danaus chrysippus (African queen)
Lineage: Eukaryota; Metazoa; Arthropoda; Insecta; Lepidoptera; Nymphalidae
Source: the annotation of a GenBank genome assembly
AUGUCUUACUACGCGAAUAACGAAUACAUCAUCUCAACCAACAACUCUAUCAACGAGAACAAGUACAACAGUGAGAAGAUGAAAAACAGUGGCAUCAAGGCUUUGUUGAAGCCAUUGAUGAGAAUCAUUAAGAAAACAACAAAACGAUCUCCCGCCAAAACGAUGGACACGUGUUACGAAGACGAACAGAACGCUUGCAAUGAGGCUCUGGAGAGAAAGAUCUACGAUGACAUGGACAGCUGUCAGUCCACCGCCUUCCUGGUCAACAACCAAGACAACACAUUCGACCUCGUGCCGAUCUCUCGUGAAGAUUUCUACAUCCCGGUUCACUUUGCCCGUACAGACGCCGGCACUUUCUUCUGGACAACCGUAUCCAAGACCGAAGUUGACUUCGCUGACGCCCAAUGUUACACGGAGUGCCAAACCGCUGAGCAACAGUACCCAGUCUUCCAAGACCGCUGGGUGCAAGCCUGA